GCAGUGUUUUGUGAAAAUAAUUUCAUCGAUUUUCCUUAGUAGAAUCAACAAAAAAAUUUCCGAGAAAAUCACUAAUUUUCCGAGGAAAGACUUGAGACCGAGAGAUUACGUCUGAUUAUUUUCUUAAAAUUUAAUUUUAAUUUGGCUCCCUACACAGUCCAUGGCCGAAGCAGAGAGUAAGGAAGAAGCACUCGAGACAAAACUCGUCGAUAAGGUCGGAGAAGCCAUCUCUGCUAUUGGCGACGCCAAGCACGUCGACCAAGUCAUCUCCGCUGUUCAUUCCGUCGCCCUUCUUCUCUUCCCGGUCGAUCCAACGACACGCAUCGGAGACAAGGUCUCUAGCUCCCUUGUUCCUUGUGCAAAAGAUGAGAGAAGUGAUUGGUCUCAAACGUUUUACCGAGGUGUUGCGUUUCCAACGUUUGCUCGCGUCUUGUUGCUUGAUGUUGCAUCGGAUUGGCUCUCUUGCUUCCCUGUUUCAGUUCAGAAACAUUUGUAUGAUUCGUUCUUCUUAGAUGGGCCUGUUGUCGAGGUUGUUCAGGUCUUGGUCCCGUUCCUACACCAUGUCGACAAAAAUUCUUCCGUUGAUGCCAAUUCUGUCCAGACCAAUGUGGAAAGAUUGCUUAUAUUGUGUUUGCUUGAAAACGCUGGAGUGCUUAAAAUGACUAAAGAAAUUGGUGAUUAUUAUCAAGGAGACAGUUCCAGGAACGGAAAUCUCAAGCCUUUGUUAUCAAGGCUGUCACAGAUACUGACCUCCAUUCCUGAUAAAGCACGGUUGAAAUCCCCGCCUUUGCUUUCCUCUCACUUAUACUUCAAGCACAUUACCAAUCAGCUUCUUCAAAUAUUAGACGACAGAGCUUCCUGCAAUGAGGCUAACAGCACAGAUAUUGUUUUAUCAUUUGUGGGGGAAAUGUUUUCCCGUAUCUGUCGACGCGGAUUAUCAGAUUUGCUGUUAAGUGAAGUAACACCUCAUGUCCUAGCUCAUGUUAGGAGAUUACUAAACUCAAAUAAGGGUUCUGUUGAGAUUGAAUCAUUUCAGUUGGAUCCUACAUCCCAGAUUUGGUCGAAAACUAUGGAAGCAGUGACUGAUCCAUAUGCUGUUGAGAAAAUGGCUGAACAACUCUUACAUCAGCUAUAUGCUGAGCAUGCAAGUGAUGUUGAAGCUUUCUGGACUAUUUGGACUCUGUUUCAUCGCAAUGUGAAACAUCAGGCAUCUGUGAGGUCCAUAUUUGUUGACAAAUUUUUGCUGUGGAAAGUGUUUCCUAUCCGUUGUCUGCGAUGGAUCUUACAGUUUUCGGUUCUUGAGUGCCCACCGGUUACUAAUACACUUGCUAAAGGUGACAUCACGCAAGGACUGCUUGAAACAACGCAGCGAAUAGCCUCAGUUUGGUCAAAAGGGGAGUUUCUGCAGUCUGUCCCAUUGGAGCAGCAAGCUUAUAUAACUGCAGCUCUUGGGCUUUGCCUGGAGAACAUGUCGAGAGAGGAACUAGAUAGAAAGAAGGAUGUAAUGCACAACAUUCUCCAAGGAGUUAGCUGUAGACUGGAGAACCCAGGAGAUCUGGUACGGAAAAUGGCUAGCUCUAUUGCCUUUAUGUUCUCUAAAGUUAUUGACCCGAAGAAUCUUCUCUACCUUGAUGAUUCAUUCACUGGGAAUGCAAUUGACUGGGAAUCUGAAUUGCAAACGGCCGUUGGAGGGGUCCGGUCAAUCACGAGUUCAAGGGAAAAUGGAGACGGUGAAACCAAAACAUCAGCAGACUCUAGCCGCAGAAACAAGGAGAAGAAGGAUCGCAAGAGCAAGGACAUAGCUAACUUUGUAUUGGCUGAUCCAGAUGAAAUGGUUGAUUUGGCUACUUUAAACUGUGGAACAGAGAGUGAUAAAGAUGAUGGUGAUGAUAACGCAAGUGUCAGCUCUGAUAACUCAAGUGUUACUUCUUUGGAGCCAUAUGAUCUGUUAGAUGAUGAUAAGGACUUAGGGAAACAGUUUACACAUUUGGUUGAUGUUGUUGGAGCUCUUCGGAAGACUAAUGAUGCUGAUGGGGUGGAGAAAGCGAUAUAUGUUGCAGAGAAGCUUGUGCGAGCAUCUCCGGAUGAACUGACUCAUAUAGCUGGUGAUCUUGCUCGGAUUCUUGUACAGGUUCGCUGCUCUGAUAUAACAGUCGAAGGUGAAGAAGAUUCAGCAGAAGAGAAGCGGCAAAGAGCUCUAAUAGCGUUGCUCGUGACCCGUCCCUUUGAAUCCCUGGAAACUCUUAACAGUGUUUUGUAUUCGCCUAACGUAGACGUAAGUCAGCGCAUAAUGAUACUUGAUGUCAUGUCUGAAGCAGCUCGAGAGCUUGCUAAUACCAGGACACUGAAACCUAAACACCAAGCACGUGGACCUCUGAUAUCGAAUAUCUCAGAUCCUCAACCCUGGUAUUUGCCUAGCGAUGCGAGUACCCCAUGGAAAAAGGUCGAGGAGACAGCAUCUUUUCAUCUUAACUGGGCCAACCGAUACGAGAGGGAGCUACAGCCGAAACCUGGACAGAAGAUGAAAGGGAAAACUCGAAGGUGGAGCCUGAGAUCAGGAGAUAGAGAUCAAAGUAGUACUGACUGGUCACAGAAUAGGUUUCCACUAUACGCAGCAGCAUUUAUGCUUCCAGCCAUGAAAGAGUUUGACAAGAAACGACAUGGUGUUGACUUGCUUGGUAGGGACUUUGUUGUCCUUGGGAAACUUGUUCACAUGCUCGGAGUCUGUAUGCAGUGUGCAUCAAUGCAUCCAGAAGCAUCUGCGUUAGCUCUCUCUCUUCUAGAUAUGUUACAACGAAGGGAAGUCUGCAAUCACCCAGAAGCCUAUGUCCGAAGGGCGGUUCUUUUUGCAGCCUCUUCUGUUUUGAUUGCUCUUCACCCUUCUUACAUAGUCUCAGCCUUAGCUGAAGGAAAUUUUGAACUUGCCAGAGCUCUUGAAUGGAUCAGAACGUGGGCUCUUCAAGUAGCUGACUCAGAUAUCGACCGAGACUGCUACUCGAUGGCUUUGUCAUGUCUCCAACUUCACGCCGAGAUGGCUCUCCAAACUUCCCGAGCUUUAGAACCAGCUGGUGGGAAAAGCAGCAGCAGCAUGGGACCGAUGAACAUAAGUCUACCUUCUGCUAUCUCUAAGCUGACAUCAAUCAAACUUCCUUCUUCAAAUGUUCUUCUCUAGCUAAUAUAGCUACAUUUCUUGAACUAAAUAAACUUAUUGUGUGUUAAUUCGAAUUUUGAUAUCUAUUGCAAUUUGCAAGUGUUUGUUUUGAAAAGUAGGAACUUGUUCAUUUUGAUUAACAAAUUA
Molecule: messenger RNA, 3298 nt
Organism: Brassica rapa (field mustard)
Lineage: Eukaryota; Viridiplantae; Streptophyta; Magnoliopsida; Brassicales; Brassicaceae
Product: telomere length regulation protein TEL2 homolog
Biological process (GO): 'de novo' cotranslational protein folding
Cellular component (GO): cytosol
Molecular function (GO): Hsp90 protein binding; telomeric repeat DNA binding
Source: RefSeq, a predicted model, not a curated record